AUGGAAUUAGAGGAAUUACUGGAAGGUGGGGGUUGCUCUGAAGCUGAGCACCGCCUGUUUGAAAAGCUCUUUAACAAUGGGUACAACGACAUGAUCCGGCCCGUAGCCAACGUGUCGGAUCCAGUCAUCAUUCAGUUUGAGGUGUCCAUGUCCCAGCUGGUGAAGGUGGAUGAAGUGAACCAGAUCAUGGAGACAAACCUAUGGUUGAAACACAUAUGGAACGAUUACAAGCUGACGUGGAAUCCAGCCAAUUACAGCGGGGCGGAGUUUAUUCGUGUUCCCUCUAAAAAGAUUUGGAAGCCGGAUAUUGUUUUGUACAACAAUGCAGUUGGAGAUUUCCAGGUAGAUGACAAGACCAAGGCCUUGCUGAAAUACACCGGAGAAGUGACCUGGAUUCCUCCGGCAAUUUUUAAAAGUUCAUGUAAGAUAGAUGUGACGUAUUUUCCAUUUGACUACCAAAACUGCACCAUGAAGUUUGGCUCCUGGUCCUACGAUAAAGCUAAGAUCGACUUAGUUUUAAUAGGCUCUUCUAUGAACCUCAAGGACUACUGGGAGAGUGGAGAAUGGGCAAUUAUCAAAGCUCCCGGAUACAAACACGACAUCAAAUACAACUGCUGUGAUGAGAUUUACCCAGAUAUCACCUACUCUCUCUACAUCAGACGCCUGCCUUUGUUCUAUACUAUCAACAUGAUCAUUCCCUGCCUGCUGAUUUCUUUUCUGACUGUACUGGUGUUCUACCUGCCUUCAGACUGCGGGGAGAAGGUGACUCUGUGCAUAUCGGUCCUUUUGUCUUUGACUGUGUUUCUGCUGGUGAUCACCGAAACGAUCCCCUCCACGUCUCUGGUGAUUCCCCUGAUUGGAGAGUACCUCCUUUUCACCAUGAUCUUCGUGACGCUGUCCAUCGUCAUCACUGUAUUUGUUCUGAACGUGCAUUACCGAACCCCCAAGACCCACACGAUGCCCCAGUGGGUGAAGACUAUAUUCUUAAACCUGCUGCCCAAGAUAAUGUUCAUGACCAGGCCAGGAAGCAACGAAUGGAACGCACAGAAGUCGAGGCCGCUCUACAGUGCUGAGCUUGCGAAUUUAAACUGCUUCAGCGGUUCGGGUUCGAAGUGCUGCAAGGAAGGUUUUAUUUGCCAGGAUGCGGCAUGCAGUUACUGCCAUCAACAGCGGAUAAAGAUCUCUAACUAUAGUGCCAAUAUCACACGAAGCUCAAGCUCUGAAUCUGUUGAUGCUCUGCUUUCCAUUUCAGUCCUGUCACCGGAAAUGAAAGAAGCCAUUGAAAGUGUCAAGUACAUUGCGGAAAAUAUGAAAAUGCAAAAUGAGGCCAAAGAGAUACAAGAUGAUUGGAAAUACGUUGCCAUGGUAAUCGAUCGCAUUUUUUUAUGGGUUUUUAUUCUGGUAUGUAUUCUAGGAACAGCAGGGUUAUUUUUGCAACCCCUGAUGGCAGGAGAGGAAAUGUAGAUAUUUAAAACACAUGAAUUAUAAAAGGCUGUUGCUACCCCCACUGACAAAAGCUCACAUUCUAGGUCGGUAUAUGACAUAAAGUUUCUCUCCGCAUUCAAUAUUCCAUUAGUAGCACAAAGAUUUCUCUUCAUUUCACUGUAAAUAACCUCUCUUUCCAAAACGUUAAUGUUAACGCGAAGUAACAGAGUUGGACCUAGGUAUCUUUCAAGAAAAGAGAGAGACAACAGUGUAAGUAAUGUUUGCAUUUGUAAUAAUAUGAAAAUAUGGGUCCUGGGUUGAAAAACCGUGCACAUAUCUGCAUAAGCAAACCUGAUGGUAGAGUGAAAAAGUUCAUGGAACCAACCAGUUUUUGUUGGGUUUUUUUAAUAGCACUAGAAUGAACAAGUUCAUUAAUGAACAGAAGGCUUUACAAUAAUAAUUUUGAGGCACAAAUGGAACCAAUAAGAUUUUAAAAUUGUAAAUUGGGCUGGGGCAGACAAAAAGCAUCCAUCAGUGCCACAGGAGGGUUUCUUUAUACAAACUCCUCAUUGGUAACUGCACAUUUUAAAACAAACCCCUGAUUUCGGUUUCUUCAGGGAAUCUAGGACAUUUUAAAUUUUGAAACUCAAAAUCUCUUACCAGAAAAGACUGCAGCUGCCACCGUCCUCUUCUCCCUUCCCCCAAUCAGAUCUUUAAUAAUAAAAUCAUAUUUGAACAUUUACU
Molecule: messenger RNA, 2169 nt
Organism: Ornithorhynchus anatinus (platypus)
Lineage: Eukaryota; Metazoa; Chordata; Mammalia; Monotremata; Ornithorhynchidae
Gene: CHRNA3
Product: cholinergic receptor nicotinic alpha 3 subunit
Exons: 6
Coding region: 1-1464 (487 amino acids)
Biological process (GO): monoatomic ion transmembrane transport; signal transduction; regulation of membrane potential
Cellular component (GO): synapse; neuron projection; postsynaptic membrane
Molecular function (GO): acetylcholine-gated monoatomic cation-selective channel activity; transmembrane signaling receptor activity
Source: RefSeq, a predicted model, not a curated record